Molecule: messenger RNA, 1415 nt
Organism: Oryza sativa Japonica Group (Japanese rice)
Lineage: Eukaryota; Viridiplantae; Streptophyta; Magnoliopsida; Poales; Poaceae
Source: RefSeq, a predicted model, not a curated record
CACCGAAGGUCCCUCAACUUGUUAUCGAGUUACGAAAUCGUCCUCCAACUGUAAAACCGAAUAUCCGGCGUCCCUUAACUAAUCAAAACCGGUCACAAUAGAUCCUUCGGUGGUUUUGUCCCUGGUUUUGUCCUACGUGGCGGCUGAGUCAGCGUGUGACCCACGUGGGCCCCACAUGUCAGGAGCCCAGGUCAUCUCACUUCCUUUCUCUUCCUCUCUCUCUCCCCUCACUCUUUUCUUCUCUUCUCUGGGAUGGAGUUCAUGGCACGGCGGACAACGGAGGUUGACUGUAGGCUGGUCCCACGCCGCGGCUCCGCCACACUCGCUCGACAGUCCACGCCGGCACGGUGUGUGCCUAAAGCCACCGCACCACCCGAGGCAGCUCAGGCGCGCCACCUCCUCCAGAUCCACGCCCAGUUCGUUGCGUCCGGCCUCCUCGCCGACGCCUUCGCCACUAGCCGCCUCAUCCUCUUCACCACCUCCACCCGCCUCCUCCCGCUCCCGUUCCACCACUCGCUCCGCCUCGCCCCGUCGUUCUGCGCAGCCCGAGCCAACGAGAGCGGCGAGCAACCGCUCGGGCAAAGCCCGCUCGAGGCCGAGCAGCAGCCGCCGCCGCAGCCGCGGGGAGGGGACGGAGGGAGCAAGGACGCCACCGCCGUCGCGCCACGUCCGGGCCUGGCAGGGAGGGAACGGGGAGAGCGAGGACGCCGUCGUCGUCACGCCGCGUCGGGGUCUGGUGGGGAGGGGACGGGGAGAACGAGGCUGCUGCCGUCGCGCCGCGUCGGGGCCUGGCGGGGAGGGAACGGGGAGAGCGAGGACGCCGCCGCCAUCGCGCACGCAGCUCCAUCGUUUCUCGUUCCCCAACCUCAGCUGGGGCAACCACCGCCUCCUCCGCUGCUCCAAGAACCCCGCCUCAUCGCCUCCACCCGCGGUGCCGGACACCCCGUCGCCGGACAAGGAGAAGACCGCCCACAGCUCCACUGACGGCGUCGGCGUCGGCAGUUUGCCUCAGCGGGGUCCGCAACGGCCGUGGAACCUCCGCACCUGCCGCUCUGCCACCGCCGCACCGUGUCCAGAGGGAUUGGACGAUGCGGCUGAUGCCGCGCUGGAGUGAGCGCCGCCGCCGCUGGCGACGACCAAGAAGCGGGUGUCCUCCAACGUGCUGUCCGAGGAGAUCGCCCAUGUCUUCAAGACGAUAAUAGGGGAAAGACAGAGGAAUUGAGGGUGCCAUGACGUGGCUACUCUGACAUGUGGGGUCCACGUGGGUCCCAUAUUGAUUCAGUUGCCACGUAGGACAAAACCGGGAUCAAAACCGCUUGAGGAUGUAAAGUGACCGGUUUCGAAAAUUGAGGGAUGUCAUAUAUCUAAUUUUAUGGUUGGGGGACGAUUUUGUAACUCGAUGACAAGUUGAGGGA